ACCACCAAGCAUUUUGACAAGCAGGGCACAAGACGCUUCGCGGCGCGGCCUUCGUAUUGGGGUGACUUGACCUACAUUGAGUAAAUGCCAAGAUGGCGGUUCGUUCUCCACCGCUGACUGGGAGCUUGUCACUCCCAGCCACCUACGUUGGACCCCGUACCCGGAGCCUUUUCCCGCUGCAUGACCAGGUUUCUUUGUGCGAUGAUUUCGACAAACGCGCGCAGCUUAAAGGCGCCAUGGAGACGCAGGCUUUCUGCCGUCGCACGCACUCUUUCCAUUGCUCUGUCGUGAUUAUUCAGCGUCAGCAUGAGGGCUUUGAACGCGUGGACUGCUGCUCUGCUCGCAGUCGUGCCAUUGGCAUCCGCAUUGUAUGAGAAUGGCUCUCUGAUCGCCCCGUGCGAUUCGCCAAUUUACUGCUAUGGAGACCUCCUGCGCGAGAUUGAGCUUGCGCGGCCGUUUGAGGACUCAAAGACGUUUGUGGAUCUGCCAACCAUCAAACCCCUCAACGAAGUCAUCGAAGCAUUCAAUAACCUCGAAAGGCCGAUCCAGAACAACACUGCUCUGAACGACUUCUUGAGCGAGUAUUUCGGCGAGGCUGGCGGGGAGCUAGAGGAGGUUCCGAAUGAUCAACUGCAGACACAGCCGGAUUUCCUAGAGAACGUCAACAGCUCAACGGUCGCCGAUUUUGUAUCCCAGGUCAUCAAUAUCUGGCCUGAUCUGACCAGGCGCUAUGCAGGGCCGGGCAAUUGCUCGGAAUGCGUCGACUCGUUCAUCGCCGUCAAUCGCACCUUUGUCGUAGCCGGCGGUCGCUUCCGAGAGCCGUAUUACUGGGACUCUUUCUGGAUCAUCGAAGGACUCUUGCGCACCCAGGGCUCCUUCACUCAGAUUGCGGAGAAUAUUAUCGAGAAUUUCUUGGACCUCGUUGAGGAUUAUGGGUUCGUGCCGAACGGGGCGCGCAUAUACUACCUAAACCGGUCUCAGCCUCCUCUCCUGACGCAAAUGCUCCGCAUCUAUGUGGAGUACACGCAAAAUGCAACGUUACUGGAAAGGGCGUUACCUCUGCUAGAAAAGGAGUAUGAGUUCUGGGUCAAUAACCGCACCGUGACCCUCGAGCGCGCCGGUAAGAACUAUAGCCUUAACCACUACGCCGUUCUCAAUACCCAACCGCGUCCAGAGUCCUAUUACGAGGACUAUGUAACCGCUAACAACGAAUCUUACUACAAUGAAGCUGGAGAAGUCUUCAACGCGACCACGCCCCUCAAUGACACUGAAAUGGCCCAACUCUACGCCAAUCUUGCGUCCGGAGCUGAAAGCGGCUGGGACUAUGGCACGCGCUGGCUUGCGAAUCCUUCGGAUGCUGUCUCCGAUACCUUCUUCCCGCUACGGUCGCUGAACACCAUGAACAUCAUCCCAGUAGACCUCAACUCCAUCCUCUACUACAACGAGAUCACCAUGGCUGAGUUCUAUCAACGCGAGGGGAACUACACUGCUGCUGCAGCAUGGGCGCGGCGUGCCGCGGACCGAAGCGAGGCCAUGACAGCCCUGUUGUGGGACCCUGAGCAUUUUAGUUACUUUGACUACAACUUGACGUCCGGAACCAAGAACAUAUACAUCCCCAGGGAUAAUACUACCGUAGCCGACGAUCUACACGGCGCGCCUGCCGGUCAGCAGGUCUUUUUCAAUAUCGCGCAAUUCUACCCUUUCUGGACGGGGGCUGCACCCGACGCCAUGAAGAAUGACCCAUCGUCCCUUCGCCGGGCUUUUACGCGCAUUGAGGAGUUACUGAAUGAUAGGGCUGGAGCUAUUGCGGCUACAAAUCUCCAGACUGGCCAGCAGUGGGAUGAGCCGAACGUCUGGCCUCCGCUCAUGUACAUCCUGAUGCAGGGCCUCCUCAACUCGCCCGUGGACGCCGCCUCCGACAACCAGACCGCUGCAGAUUAUGUUUGGACUCAAGACCUGGCGCUUCGGCUCGCACAGCGGUACCUGGAUUCAACGUUCUGCACGUGGCGCGUAACGGGCGGUGCUACGCCGGAUAUGCCUCGUCUGCAAGACGCCGAGGGGAAUGGAACAAUGUUCGAGAAGUACGGGGAUAAUUCGACAAAUGCUGCAGGUGGAGGCGGCGAGUAUACGGUUGUAGAGGGUUUCGGGUGGACUAAUGGUGUUCUGAUUUGGGCUGCAGAUUUGUUUGGGCAGCAGCUCAAGACGCCGGACUGCGGGAAUAUUACUGCGGCUGAUAUUUCUGACAAGAAAAGGAAGAGGAAUGCCGUUGAGCUGCCGAAGAGAGAUGCGGCGUGGAUCAAGAAGUUCAACUAGACCAGUGCUAGUGAGUAAGCACCGAGGUGUCUAUGCCUUUAGCAAUGUAGGCACAAUGAGUGUUCAAGAUUCAAGCUCACACUUGCAUACCUCGCGAGUAAUCCAGUGCUCAACGUUCG
This is a messenger RNA of Trematosphaeria pertusa, 2432 nucleotides long. Its product is annotated as glycoside hydrolase family 37 protein. The coding region runs from base 307 to 2313 and encodes 668 amino acids. The transcript is spliced from 3 exons. Gene Ontology annotation, biological process: trehalose catabolic process. The record is from RefSeq and is a predicted model, not a curated record. Gene Ontology annotation, molecular function: alpha,alpha-trehalase activity. NCBI's taxonomy places the organism in Eukaryota, Fungi, Ascomycota, Dothideomycetes, Pleosporales, Trematosphaeriaceae.